AUGGACAACUCACCAGAGUCAUCAGCAGAGGAGCCUAUGGAAGACCCCGCGGAGGAGGCGCUCCCUUGCCUGACUCACGUCUACACGUUGUAUAUUGGGAACCUGAACCCCAAGUACUCGCGGGAGGUUCUCUGCAGCAUGCUGAAGGACAUUCUGGGCACCGCCAGCCUCCCCCUGCAGCGGCAUGACAUAGAAGUGGUGAAGAAACCGAGACGGGCCUAUGCCUUGGUGCAGGUGGCCACCGAGCUGAGCCUGGAGAACGUCCUGAAGCAGCUCCAGGUUGCCUCGGACAUGGAGCAACAUCUCCUCAGAGAGCUAGUGAUGAGGGGGAAAACCCUGGUGGUGGGGGAAGGCAGGCGAGCCUCGCCCAGUGCUAAGGAGGAGAUCGUGGGCCAGGAGCGCUUGUUCUAUGGAGCCUUCAUGGGGAGCGAGACCAGGAACGUGGAGUUCAAGCGGGGUGGGGGAGAAUACCUGAGUGUGACCCUCAAACACCACGUCCGGAAGUAUGUGUGCGCCUUCCUCAACAGCGAAGGGGGCAGCCUCUUUGUGGGGGUGGAGGACAGCGGCUUCGUGCAUGGGGUCAUGUGUGGGCACAAAGAGGAGGACCGCAUCCGCCUGCUCAUCGACUCCAUUCUGAAAGGGUUCAAGCCGCAGGUGUUCCCCGAUGCCUACACCCUGACCUUCAUCCCUGUGGUCAAAGCAGAAGACACCGGCAUCUUCCUGAAAGUGAUCCGGCUAAGCGUUCAUCUGCCCAGGCAGCAGGGGGAGCUGCUGCUUUAUGAAACGGACCAGGGGGAAGUGUACCUGCGCCGGGACGGCAGCAUCCAGGGACCACUCUCUGGGAGCGCCAUCCAGGAGUGGUGCAGGCAGAAAUGGACAGGAGAAGUGAGGAAACUGGAAGAGCGGAUAGAGAGUUUGAUGAAGGAGAAGGAGAGCCUGCAGCAACAAAUCAACCAGCAGCGGAGCCCGAAUCCCAAAUCUAGAUUCUGCACCAUCCUGUGA
Messenger RNA from Emys orbicularis (European pond turtle), 1002 nucleotides. RefSeq names its product schlafen like 1 (gene SLFNL1). The record is from RefSeq and is a predicted model, not a curated record. Lineage: Eukaryota; Metazoa; Chordata; Testudines; Emydidae. The coding region runs from base 1 to 1002 and encodes 333 amino acids. The transcript is spliced from 3 exons.